AUGGGUAGGAAGAAGAAGAAGGCAUCAAAACCGUGGUGCUGGUACUGUAACAGAGAAUUUGACGACGAAAAGAUUCUGAUUCAACAUCAAAAAGCGAAACACUUUAAAUGCCACAUAUGCCACAAGAAAUUGUACACGGGCCCCGGACUGUCAAUCCAUUGUAUGCAGGUACACAAGGAAGCCAUAGACAAAGUUCCAAAUUCGUUACCAAAUAGGUCUAAUAUAGAAAUAGAAAUAUAUGGUAUGGAAGGUAUACCACCAGAAGAUAUCAAGGAGCAUGAGAAGCAAAAAACAGGUGGGGGCAAAGCAUCAGACAGUGAAGAUGAUGAGCCUGCUGCUAAGAAAAAAGCCACACCAGCAUUGCUGGGAGCGGGUCCUUCAACUGUGACGCAAGGUAUUCUACCUACCCCAAUGGCACCUGUACCUCCUGGCAUGUACCCUGGGCAUGCAAUGCCCAUGAACCAUAUGAUGCCACCUUUUAUGCAAGCUCCUAGUGUACAUGACUAUUACAGAAUGAUGAUGCCUGGGAUGAGGCCUCUCUUCCCAGCGGCAAGUGUGCCAACAUCAACACCAAGUAAACCUACCUUCCCUGCAUAUAGCAACGCGACGAUAAGCGCGCCGCCCACCACGUCGACGGCGAGCGCGUCGGAGCCGAAGGAGAAUGGCGACGUGCGGCCGCCCGCUGCCAACACGUGCCCGCUGGUCACCGCCACCGGGGCCGGCUCGAAGAUAGUGCACCCGCCGGAGGACGUCUCCCUGGAAGAGAUCAGGGCGCGCCACGCCAAGUACCGUCCGAAACCGAAGCCCGACGCUCCCCCCGCUAUACCCACCUCCGUGUCGGCCAUGAUAUCGGCGAGCACCAGCCAGGCGGAGGUGGCGGCUCACAUGAACGCGGCGGUGGCGGCCGCCCGGCAGCAGGCGGCGAUGCGGCGGCCCGUGAUGCAGCAGAUGGUGGGCAUGCUGCCCCAGCUGCAGCAGUUGCAGCAGCUGCCACAGCUGCAGCAGUUGCAACAGCUGCCACAGCUGCCGCAGCCGGUGCGCGUGGGCGUAGGCGUGCCCGUGUCCAUGCCGCCGGUCAUGCUGCCCGUAAUGCCGCAGUUCAACAUCAUGCGCCCCAUCCAGCCCGGCGUGCUGCUCCCGGGCGGCGGCGUGAUGCCGAUGGGCAUGUUCCCCGGCGGGAUGCACGGGCUGCUGCAGCCGCGCUACCGG
Messenger RNA from Iphiclides podalirius (scarce swallowtail), 1209 nucleotides. The record is from the annotation of a GenBank genome assembly. Lineage: Eukaryota; Metazoa; Arthropoda; Insecta; Lepidoptera; Papilionidae.